Molecule: messenger RNA, 563 nt
Organism: Dromiciops gliroides (monito del monte)
Lineage: Eukaryota; Metazoa; Chordata; Mammalia; Microbiotheria; Microbiotheriidae
Product: galectin-1-like
Exons: 4
Coding region: 63-470 (135 amino acids)
Molecular function (GO): carbohydrate binding; laminin binding
Source: RefSeq, a predicted model, not a curated record
CCUUGUCCUCCGGGGUCCGAGCGCAUCCAGGAGAAUCGCAAGAUUAUUUUUCAUCUUCCGUCAUGGCCAGGGAAAUUGUUGCCACAAACUUGGACCUCCACACUGGAGUCUGCAUAAAACUUCUGGGAGAUAUUCCACCUGCUGCCGAGCACUUUAGAGUGGACCUGGGCAAGGACUAUCUUAACAUUGGCUUGCACUUCAAUGCACGAUUCUGCCAUCUUAAUGAGAACAAAACCAUCAUCUGUAACUCCAUUAAGGGAGGAGUGUUGGGCAAUGAACGAAGAGUGAAGCGCUUCCCCUUUGUGCCAGGGAACAGAGUGGAGAUUUGCAUCACCUUUGAAGGGAAGAACUUUAAGGUGAAGCUGCCUGAUGGUUAUGAGUUAACUUUUCCUAAUCAUCUUAACUUAGAAACAAUCAACUUCCUGUCAACCAGUGGUGACUUCAAGCUCAGAACAAUGAACAUCAACUGAGCUCCUGAAUCAAGCUGGCUUCAGACCGUUCUUGACUCCUGGAAAUUUUGUAUUGCAAAUAAAUGUGUGGGGCAGCUAGAUGGCGCAGUGCUA